Messenger RNA from Hibiscus syriacus, 933 nucleotides. RefSeq names its product FCS-Like Zinc finger 3-like. Bases 105 to 593 code for a protein of 162 amino acids. The record is from RefSeq and is a predicted model, not a curated record. Lineage: Eukaryota; Viridiplantae; Streptophyta; Magnoliopsida; Malvales; Malvaceae. The transcript has 2 exons.
UUCCCCCCCCCCCCCCCCCUAUAUUCUUCCUUCUCUCCCCCUUUAACAAGGUCCCUUGGGCCAAAGGCUAAACCUUUAAUUAUUCCGUUGGAGAUUAUAACAGAAUGGACUCUUUUGUACCUUCAACGCGGCCUUGUUUCAUCGAGGAAGACGAUGGAUUGGCUUCCCUAGCCGAUAUGGAGGCCGGAUAUUCAGGAAGCAAUUACCAGAGGGUUAACAACCGUGGGUUUUUUUCUAGACCUCUUUUGAGGAAUCUCCCUUCUUUUUCUUCCGGUUCAGUUCCUUCUCCUAGGUCUGCCCGGAUUUAUGAUUCCAGAUUUGAAGAGGUUCAACAACCCCAUUUCUUGGAUGCUUGUUUCCUCUGCAAGAAGCCCCUCGGCGGCAACUGCGACAUCUUCAUGUACAGAGGGGACAUGCCUUUCUGUAGCGAAGAUUGCAGACAAGAACAAAUCGACAUGGAUGAAGCUAAAGAGAAGAACAAGAACCUGUCUUCCUCGAUGAAAGCUAUGAGGAAGAACGACCAAAGGAAAUCUACAUCUGCAAAUGAAGAUCAAGGUUAUCCUUUGAGAACUGGCACUGUUGCAGUUGCCUGAGAUCACAUAACAAAAGAAAUAAACACCAUAUUUACCGUAUUAUAUAGUUAAAGGAGAAGAUUGGGGAAAGGUCAUGGAGUUCAUCGAUGAAGAAAAGGGCCAGGGAGAGAGAGGAAAGGAUGAAGAAAUCUAAUCUUGAAGUGGUUUGUUAUCCCAAAGAAAACAUACUGUAUAGUUUUAGCUUAUGAAUGUUCAUAUAUGAGGGCUGGAUCUACUGUAUGAUAUGGCUCCUUUUUUGGGUUUUUUUGGGGGAGGGUUACUAGGUAGUUUUUUCUUCUUCUUAAGAACUAUGUUAAUGCACCAUAAAGAAUGAUGUGAAGGGAACUCUUUUUUCUUUUUA